GGUGCGGACGAAGAGGGCAUAAUUCAAACGCCUGUACCGCAACGAAGGGUCAGACCUGUCACAAGUGCGGCGGCAAAAAUCAUUUUGCCAGGGCUUGCUGGUCUACUCAGACACGGCAGCCACAGACAACUCUGGAACCUAGAAGACGGGUAAACCACCUACAAGAAGAAAGCGCUGAACAGGGUGAAGAUGAGCUGGUUUUCUCCACCAGACCGAAGAAGCCCAUCCAAGAAAAGCUGAAACAGGGACUGACUGAAAUAUUGAUCGAAAAUACCAAAAUCCAAGUUCUGGUCGACACAGGCGCGUCCGUCGAUAUUAUCACCCGAAAAGAUUUCAAGAAGCUGAAAGGUGUAAAGGCGACAAAAACAAGCAGACGGCUUCUGCCCUACGGCACCAAAGAAGCACUGAAGCUCGAUGGAGAAUUCCUGGCACGAAGCCAAGUCGGAGGAAAGGAAGCACUCAGCUGCUGGAUCAUUGCGGCGCACGGAGAUGUGUCCUUGCUAAGCGGAACCACCGCGGAGCUCCUGGGACUUGUGAUGCGCACCGAUACGGUGAACCAACUGGAAAAAGACGGCGGUUCCCGGCUGACACUCAAGAAAGUGUUCGCAGACAACCAGGAAGUGUUCAAAGACGAGCUUGGACAGAUGGCCGAUCUGACAGCGAAGCUGAAGCUCAAAGAUGACGCCGAGCCAGUCUUUAGGAAAGUAAGACCGGUUCCGUACGCCCUUCAAGACGCCGUCGAUGAAGAGCUUAAAAAGUGGGAGAAGACGGGCAUUGCUGAGCGGAUUGAAUAUUCCGACUGGGCUACGCCGCUAGUCGUUGUCCCAAAACCCGGCGGCGGAGUGAGGCUGUGUGGAGACUAUAAACACACUGUCAAUAAGCAGCUCGACGUACCACAGCACCCGAUGCCCAACCUGGAAGAUAUGCUACCAAAACUGGCUGGAAUGAAGUAUUUCAGCAAGCUCGACCUCAGCACCGCAUAUCUGCAAAUGAAGAUGGAUGAAGAGAGUCAAAAGUUCACGGUGCUGAACACACCGCGUGGACUGUUAAAAAUGAAACGACUCCCCUAUGGAAAAAGGGAAAGGUGAUAGGCCGAACCGGUCCAGUGUCUUACCAAGUCACAGUGGAAGGGCUGGUCUGGUCAAGGCAUGCGGGACAGCUCCUACUCCUGCCCUCCAAGGACUCGAAGAAGGAGCAAGAUUGCGGUGACAAGUCAAAACAUCGGAGCAUGAGCAAACAUCUUGACUUAUGUCCACCGCCUCCGCAAGCAUCCUCAAGUCUGCCUAAUCCCAGAGCAGAUGAAAUUGCAUUGGAGGAACAACAAGGAUCCUCAGAUCCUCCAGGAAUCCCCGAAACACAAGACACUAGAGGCCAGAGCAGCCCUCACCCAUCCGCAAAACAGCUGAAGCAGCCAGAAGGUGUACCGCCACAACCGCCACCUGCUACCCAAGCUUCUCCAAAGGCGGUGACCAGGGCAGGGAGGACCUGUCGUCAACCAUGGUGGCUCAAGGACUUUGUUAUGUCUUAGUACUACUGAGCAGGAAGUGCAGUUCAUUUUUUUUUUAAGGGUGCGAGAGUGUUACAAAGUAUCAUAUCAUUUACAUAUUCGCAAUAAUGUCAGACCUCCAUUAAUCAGGCCAACAUACAUGUACUCACGUGCUUUACUUUUACAUUCAAAAAUUAGUAAAAUCAGUGUGUGGAACGGAGAAAAAGUGUGUGAAUAAAAUGCAACAAAGAAACAUGGAUUAUUAAG
Amphibalanus amphitrite is the source of this 1753-nucleotide messenger RNA. RefSeq lists its product as uncharacterized. Bases 537 to 1088 code for a protein of 183 amino acids. The transcript is spliced from 2 exons. The record is from RefSeq and is a predicted model, not a curated record. NCBI's taxonomy places the organism in Eukaryota, Metazoa, Arthropoda, Thecostraca, Balanomorpha, Balanidae.